AUGGAUUACAAAGUAUGCAGUUACCUCUAUGGCGUUAUCCUGAUCACACUUACAUACUUUGUUUGCCUUAUCUCAUAUCGAAUCUUCUUAAGCCCCCUGGCGAAAUUUCCGGGCCCAACUCUAGCCGCUGCGUCAGGAUGGUAUGAAGCAUAUUUCCAGUUGGUAAAGCAAGGAAGGUUUACAUGGCAAAUCGAAUAUCUUCAUCAAAAAUAUGGGCCAGUGGUUCGCAUCAAGCCUAAUGAAGUGCAUGUCCACGACCCCGACAACUACACGACACUCUAUUCAGGACCGACGCAUAACCGCGAAAAGGAGCGCUGGUUCUACUACACUGGCCUUACCAGUUCCUUAUUCUCUACCGCAGACCACAGAUCGCAUCGGGCGCGGAGAAGUUUGAUCAGUCCAUUCUUUACACGAAAGGCAGUUCGAGAGUUCCAGCCUGUUCUUCAAGAAAAGCUCCAAUCACUGUGUCGUCAUUUCUCCCAGUCAAUAAAUUGCGAUGCAACAUUGGAGCUUCACGCUGCCUUCAUAUCAUUUGCAGGUGAUGCUAUGUCGCAGUACGCCUUUGGAGAGCAACGUGGAUUCCGAUUUCUCGAUGAGCCGGAAUUGACGUCGACUUGGAAGAACGGAGUGAAUGCAAUGUUCGCUAGUGCAAGAUUGGUCAGACAAUUUCCAUUUUUGUAUCCCUUGGGGCACUUGAUACCUUUUCUAUCAUGCUUGGUGUACCCAUCAUUUAGGCGAACAUAUUAUGUAGAAACUGAUCAACAAGACGGUAAACUGGAUGACGAGCAGAAAAAAAGGGCAAUUUACCCUGCAAUGCUGGCUAACGACAAGGUACCACCGAGUGAAAAACAGGCCAAACGCCUUCAAGAAGACGCGACCUUCUUCAUGCUUGCAGCCUCAGAUGCCCCCUCGGAAGCUCUUGCAAUCACCAGCUUUCACAUUCUUGACAAUCCGAAAGUGCUUCGAAGGUUAAAGGAUGAGCUAUUCUCAGCAUUCCCGGAAGUCACAAGCAUUCCAAGUCUAGAUGAAUUAGAGCGUCUCCCUUAUCUAACUGCAGUCCUAAGAGAAGGUUUACGGCUGUCGAACAUUGUUGUUCCCCGGCAGCCCCGGGUGGCGCCAGAUGAGGUCCUGCAAUUCCACAAUUGGAAGAUUCCACCUGGAACACCGGUUAGCAUGACAAUUUAUCAUAUCCUGAGAGAUCCGCGCAUCUUUCCAGAACCGACGAAAUUCAAUCCAGAGCGGUGGCUGAUUGGACCGGAAGAACUUCGAAAGCUGGAAAAAUACCUGGUUCCAUUUUCCAAAGGUGGACUGGGAUGCUUAGGUCCCAAUAUGGCAUGGGCAUGGUUAUACUUGGUUAUUGGCACGAUUUUUCGACGAUUCGACCUUGUUUUGUAUAACACAACAAGGGAAAAUGUUGAGAUGGUGCAAGAUAAUUUUAGCGGACAGACCGCUCAAGGCAUGAAUAAUGUGCAAGUGAAAGUGCGACGGGAAAAUCUCUGA
This is a messenger RNA of Penicillium longicatenatum, 1500 nucleotides long. RefSeq names its product cytochrome P450. The transcript is spliced from 5 exons. NCBI's taxonomy places the organism in Eukaryota, Fungi, Ascomycota, Eurotiomycetes, Eurotiales, Aspergillaceae. The record is from RefSeq and is a predicted model, not a curated record. Bases 1 to 1500 code for a protein of 499 amino acids. Gene Ontology annotation, molecular function: monooxygenase activity; oxidoreductase activity, acting on paired donors, with incorporation or reduction of molecular oxygen; iron ion binding.